Molecule: messenger RNA, 1167 nt
Organism: Colletotrichum gloeosporioides
Lineage: Eukaryota; Fungi; Ascomycota; Sordariomycetes; Glomerellales; Glomerellaceae
Exons: 5
Coding region: 1-1167 (388 amino acids)
Biological process (GO): transmembrane transport
Cellular component (GO): fungal-type vacuole membrane
Molecular function (GO): transmembrane transporter activity
Source: RefSeq, a predicted model, not a curated record
AUGGCGCCUCAACACCAGAGCAUUGAGCUCGAAAGAAUGGGCCAACACAAUCAAGAAUCUUCUCCUGACUCCACCAUCGAAGGGCAAGAGACAGCCACUGAGAUUGAACAGGCAUCGCUGCCUCAGGCUGACAGAGGCAAACAAGCAUGGCUGGUCUUGGCUGGAUGCUCACUGAUACAAAUUCCUGUGUGGGGCUAUUCUCUCGCCUUUGGUGUGUUCCAAGAAUAUUACGGCAGCCACCCAGACGAGAUUGAUGGCGACAUAGGCAAAAUAGCUGUGAUUGGCACUACGAUGACUGGUAUCAUGUACCUGAUCUCGCCUUUCACCUUCACAAUCUUGAGCCGAUGGCCCCGUUUGCGCCGCUGGUUCGGUCCCCUCGGGCUAAUCUUAUCAGCCGCUGGAUUUCUCAUGUCCUCUUUCGCAACCAAAGUGUGGCAAUUAAUUGCAACGCAGGGUGUGGUUUGCGCUCUGGGCUGUGGGCUUAUGUUCACUCCCACAACCCUCUAUCUCGAUGAGUGGUUCAUCAAGCGAAAGGGACUGGCUUACGGUGUCAUGUGGGCCGGGAAGUCCGCGGCUGGUGUUGGAGUCCCCUUCGCUAUGGAAACGCUAUUGCAGAGAUUCGGACCUGUGACCACACUUCGAGCAUGGAGUGUUGCAACGGUCCUUUUAUCAGCCCCCCUAAUCUACUUCCUCAAACCCCGUAUCCCUCUCUCUCAGUCUACCGGCAUCCGUCGAAUCAGCCUUAACUUCCUUUACUUUCCCUCCUUCUGGAUGCUCCAAACAGGCAACAUUCUGCAAUCUCUCGGCUACUUCCUGCCGUACACCUACUUGACCACCUACGCCGUUCAGCAACUCCACGUCUCUACCACCAUCGCCACCGCUCUUCUUGUCUUGAUCAACGUCACUUCUAUCCCCGGCGGCAUCAUCAUGGGCAGUCUUGGCGACCACCUACGCGUUACGACAGUGAUUCUAAUCUCCACGAUCGGCUCUGCGUUGGCUGUGUUUCUGUUCUGGGGCUUCUCGAGCCAGGCAGCACUACUAGCUGCCUUCAGCAUCACGUACGGCUUCUUCGCUGGCGGUUUCAGCUCCACGUGGUCCGGUGUGCUUUCGGAGCUGAAGGCUCAGAGCCCGGCGCUGGAUACUGGGUUCAUCUUUGUGGACCGCUAA